Molecule: messenger RNA, 4827 nt
Organism: Daphnia pulex (common water flea)
Lineage: Eukaryota; Metazoa; Arthropoda; Branchiopoda; Diplostraca; Daphniidae
Exons: 9
Coding region: 74-4498 (1474 amino acids)
Biological process (GO): protein phosphorylation
Cellular component (GO): nucleus; cytoplasm
Molecular function (GO): protein binding; protein kinase activity; ATP binding
Source: RefSeq, a predicted model, not a curated record
ACAAGGAAAAAACGAGUUGGUUAGUUGUUGACAAUCUUCGUUUCUUAGCGGACAAUAAAUUCGUCUGCACAGAAUGGAAGGACAAAAUAAGAAUUCGUCUUGUUUGGAAAACGUUAAAUCUAGCCAGUGUGAUGUAAUAAGACAUGGGAGCAGCAGGGGAAUGUUUAAAGAUAAAGCUGUCGCUACAAGGGAACUUUUACUAGACAGUUGUGACGCGGAUGUUUUUCAAAAUGAAGAGCAUUGGAAACAUUUGAUCAAUUUGCGCGACGACAAUUUAGUUCAAUACCACCAGUGUAGCAUCAAAGGAGAAGCCAGACUCCUUGUCAUGGACUUGUGUGAGGGAUCGAUGCUGGACUAUUGCCGAAAAAAUUUACACGAUAAUGUGACACUAUUUGUUAAAGGCAUUGACAUUAUCUGGCAAAUAACCUGUGGCAUGGAUUACCUCAAUCGUCAUAAAAUCCACCAUGGAAACCUAAUGCUGGAAAAUGUGCUGUUCUGGAAAAGAAAUUCAAGUUCUAAAAGAAUUGUCGUAAAACUAGCGGGCUACGGAUACAAGCUAUUUCAAAAUCAGAAUAAUAUCAAGGACGAUCUCUACCAACUCGGUUGUUUGUACUAUUCUGCUGCUACCAAGGACGAAGCCAAACCAAAUGAAUUGAUUCCUUUGGAGAUUUUGACCGAAAUUGAAAUGAACCACAGAUCUCUCGCCUUAGAUUUGAUACACCUUCUUAUUAAAGGCGAAGAUGGAUUGAAACUUGAAAUCGCCACUCUCCUGCGACACCCAUUGUUUAUCCGUUCCACAUUGUUUAUCCGUUCCAGCGAGGAUGGUAAAGCGAGAUUGAUCAAGGACUUGACGGAUGGGGAGCUGUCGCACGUAUGGAACAGCAAGCAAAAGUUGCAAGAAUGGAAAAUGUCUUUGAUAGAGGAAACAGAGCUACACGACGAAGAUUUCCACGACUUGACCGACAUACUCGUUUCAGAAAAAACGGACACCGGCCAAAUAGUGGCAGAAGCUUUGAGAACGACUCCAAAAUCAUUCGCGAAAUAUAUUUGGUACCUGGCCACUGACUUGUCUUUUUCAGAGGAAACUAACAAAGCUCACUCCAUUGAGAUUCACGAAUUAUUAGGGAAGGGUAAUUACGGGAAAGUUUUCAAAUGUAAUUACACCGAUGGAGACGGAAAACGAUAUUUGGCUGCAUGCAAAAAGUGCAAUACAAAGGGGGAAGGCAAUGAUAUUUUUGAUCGAGAAAUCCAAACUCUUCGCCAAUUGAAUCACCUCUUCGUCAUUAAGUACUUGGACGUGAUCGAAAAAUCUUCCAAAAAGUUUAUCGUGAUGGAGUUGUGUGAGGGAUCUCUAAAGGAUUACUUCGACGGAAAGCUGGAGGGAAUCCCCAAAGACUCUUUAGAUGACAAAAUCCUUGUAAGUCAAAUAACUCUCGGCGUGGCCUACAUCCAUGACAAAGGGAUCAUUCACAAAGAUUUGAAACUCGAAAAUAUUCUACUAAAGCGCCAAUCGCUCCGCCUAGUUUUAGCCAAAAUUGCUGAUUUUGGAUUCGCUAAGGAACUGAAACCUGGCAAGGCCGAAUUCAGUGAAACUUUGCACGGCGGAACAGAAAGUUAUAUGGCACCUGAACUUCUCACAGCUACUAAGGGCGCCUACCCAGCGUCUUUCGCUAGCGAUGUUUAUGCAUUGGGCAUAACAAUUGUGCGAAUAAUCAAGAAAGGGGAUCACCCUUUCGGCUGGUCCAAGCUUUUGCGGACGGAUUCUAUGGUCAAAGGACUAGUUCCUCCAGAGCUUCUAGGAUUCAGCUGGGACCUGAUUGAUUUGUAUCUCAAGUUAACGGAAAAAGAACCUGAAAAACGUCCUGAGAUGCGACUCGUAUUGCGCCAUCCAUAUUUUGUCUUGACGAAUGACAGGACGAAAAGGUACUUUGUCGAUAAGCUUUGCAACGAUUUCGAUUUACUUUCAAAAGACGAUCGAACGAAGCAGCUGAAAAAAAUUUUCAACCAGCACAAUUUCCAAGAAUGGUAUAGUACUACUCUUUCUGGUUACCCGGAUACUGACGAUGACAUCGAAGAAAUGUCAAAAAAUCUAUCACUGUUAAGAAAAUAUGACCCCGACAUUCAAGCGAAGAAAUACGCAGAAAAAAUCAAGGAAGCUAUCUCCUCCGAUUACGAUGAUGACAUUGAAAGUCAAAUCAACCAGAUGAGUACAAAUCGGAAUCUUCCUCGUUAUCGUUUGUGCAAGUUGGUUCAUCAUGCGCCUAAUCUUAUUUUACCCUAUUUCUGGUACCAUUUGUUUGAUUUAAUUAACAACUUAAAACUAUCCCGGACAUCAAUCGCCAAGGAACAAAAGAGCAUACAACAAAAACAGACAGCGACUGUCCGAACAAGACGUCAAUCGAGUAGGACGAAACCAUUCACGGAAAAUACGAUGAUUUCUGAAAUGGAAUGGAGUAGCUUGUGCUUCGAAGAAAACGAACUCAUCGAUGAACUAUGGAACAUUAAGUACUCGGAUCAGAUCGAGAACUGUUCAGAAAUGCCCAACGAAAUUAUUGGCAUAGUUGCAAAAUGCAACGUUACAGCAAAGGUAUGGGCAAUGUUAUUGAAUAGAUUCGGAAGAACACACGCCGGUUUUCUGCUCCACGAGGUAGUUCAAAGCAACGCUUACAAUGGCCCUGAAUUAACUCGACACAUUUUGCAACGAUACAAAAUUACUGAUGAUGGUUUGCUGUCUUUGGCGACUUCCAAUGAAGGAAACGUUGCAGCUGGUAUAACACGGGUGCUUUUAGAAUAUGGAAGAGACCCGAACGCUCCCACUUCAACUGGAUUGACUCCUAUUCACUACGCAGCCAGAAAUGAAUCUAAUUCAGGACCAGAAAUAAUGAAGCUUCUUCUCGAACGAGGAGGCAAUCCAAACGUCCGUUCAACUCAUGACAGUUCCACGCCCGUUCACUGGGCAGCAGCUAACCAAGGGGAAUACGCAGUUAAGAUUUUGAAGCACUUACUUGGCUCUGGAGGCGAUUAUGAUGCGGUUGCAGAACAUAAUUUAAAACCAAUUCAUUUAGCGACGAUGAACAGUAGCAAAUCCGCACCGGAAUUAUUAGAUUUGCUUCUUAAAAAUGGAGGCAUCGACGACAUCUAUGGAGAAACAGGAAGGUCAUUAGUUCACUUAGCUAUUUCCAAUGACGGAGACUAUGUACCAGCAAUUCUAGAAAAAUUAUUUGAAAACGGAGCAAAACCCAAUGUUGGUGAUGAUGGAAAACGAACGCCACUCCACUAUUUAGUUGCCAACAGUACUUCCAAACAGGAAACUGCAAUUGCGAAGAUUCUGCUAAGUAAUGGCGGCAACCCGAAUGCCGUUGACAAGUGGGGAAAAACGCCGGUUCACUACGCAGCUGCAAACCUAAAAGAAAAUGACCAUGAAACAUUAAAUUUUUUAUUAACCAAUGGCGGAAGUGUUAAGAUCAAAGACAAAAACGGAUAUACUCCUAUUCAUUGUGCGCUGCUGAAUACGGGGAUUCACGGAAGCAAAAUUAGGGAACUAGUGGGUGUCACCAAUGAAAAUAUAAACGCUGAUCUUGACAAACGCGGAAACACGCUUCUUCAUCACAUUGUAAGUACCAAAACAACCCAAACUGAUAUUCAUGUUCAACUUUUACUGGAUUACGGAGGGAAUCCUAACAUUCAAAACAAACUUGGACACUCACCUGUUCAUUUGGCCGUGAUUAACCUAUCUAGCGACAGUACAACCGUUUUGCAACUGUUACUUCUUAAAGGGGGAAAUCCUAAUCUUCUCGACAAAGAACUCCGAUGUUCGCCUGUUCACUACGUGGCCACCAGUCUUAGGGAUAUAGCAACCGAAGAAAUGAAAAUCCUUCUAAACAACGGAGGAGAUCCAAAUGUAAUUAAUAAAGACAGACUUACUCCAUUACAUCUGGCAGCCAAGAAUGAAGGAUGUCACGGACCUUAUCUGACGAGAAUUCUUCUCGAACAUGGAGGGAAUCCUCACGUCGUUGACGCAUUCAAUCGAACACCUCUAGAAUUGGCCAUCAGAAAUUCCAAUGACAAAUUAAGAUUAGAAAUUAUUUCACAAUUGUUGAAAAACGGUGGAAAUCCUAACGCUGGUAACAGAGAAGGUUCGACACCAGUUCAUUUUGCCGUUUGCGACAAAAGAAACAAUUCGUUGGAAGUGUUGAAGCUUUUGUUACAUUAUGGUGGAAAUAUUAACAAAUGUGAUAACAAAGGAAGAACGCCAUUCGCCCUGGCUACACAGUUCGGAAGUAAAAAAUAUUGCCUGCUCAAAGUGAAAGCCCACCUUCAAAAAAUCUCUCGCCAAAUGAGGAACCCGGAAAAAAGUUGGUUGAAUGGAAUUAAAGAAAACAUGUGUUUUAAAAUUAUUAACUUACUCGAGCAAGCAAGCAAGCAAGCUCCAGUUAAACUGUUUUUAGCGAUAGUACUGUUUUCUUCCAUGUUUAUACUUUUGUAUACUAUAUUUUGAUCAAGUAAAUAAAGAAAACUGGUGAAGCAAAAGCCUCUGUAUACCAAUUGGCACUGUACAACUGUGAAAUUUAAAAUUUUUCUUCACUGUUCUUUUACUUCAUUUCUAAAAGUAUUAAAUGGCUUGAUGUUAGGUGGAAAAAUGGCAUCUACAUUAAAAUCUACAAUUACAACAUACUUGAAUACUUGAAAUAGAGAACUUACUCAAAAUAUCCGAAAUUGGGCACAGUCGUGAAAAUAAAAUAAGGCGCGAAAAUAAACAACAAGUUAAACCUUCUCCAUCGACGAAAAUAAGACAAUGAGGUUCCGGGAUCCCCAGACCUUGUUGCC